Molecule: messenger RNA, 1848 nt
Organism: Rubroshorea leprosula
Lineage: Eukaryota; Viridiplantae; Streptophyta; Magnoliopsida; Malvales; Dipterocarpaceae
Source: the annotation of a GenBank genome assembly
CCUCUCUCUCUCUCUCUCUCUAGACCUCUGUACUUUCCAUGUUCGGUAGCUGAAAAAGGGCGAGAUAAAGUGGAAAAAGAGCCAUGAACUCACCAUCGUCCACAAAUCCUCCUCCUCCUCCUCAUCCACCGCCGUCGACAUUAACGGCGUCGGCAGAUGCGUCCGGUAAGAAGAUCCGGAAGCCCUACACCAUUACCAAGUCACGUGAGAGCUGGACAGAUGAGGAGCACGACAAGUUCCUUGAAGCGCUUCAACUGUUUGACCGUGACUGGAAAAAAAUUGAAGAUUUUGUGGGUUCGAAGACAGUAAUCCAGAUUAGAAGUCACGCCCAGAAAUACUUUUUAAAGGUCCAAAAGAAUGGGGCAAUUGCGCAUGUGCCUCCUCCUCGGCCUAAGCGAAAAGCUGCUCAUCCUUACCCACAGAAGGCAUCAAAGAAUGUUUUGAUAUCUUUGCAAGCUUCUGCUGCUUAUCCUUCAUCGAAUUCCAUUUCACCUGGAUACGCUUCCUGGGAUGAAGCAUCCUUGCUGGUGAACGCUACAACAAGCAUGCCACCACAAGAUGAAUUCGCAACUUUAUGUGUAGCUGAAGCUGAUAUUGGAUCAAAGGGUGUAACAAGGAUUAGUAACAUUGGUGUUAGUGGUAUUGGAAGCCCAAGAAAGACACAACUCUGUUCUGAGAUGCCAAAGCAAGAGAAACGGGCUCCUGUGCUUCAUGGCAUACCUGAUUUUGCUGAAGUCUACACGUUCAUCGGAAGCGUCUUUGAUCCAGACACCAAAGGCCAUGUGCAAAAACUAAAAGAAAUGGAUCCCAUAAAUUUCGAAACUGUUUUGUUAUUGAUGAGAAACCUCACCAUUAACUUGUCAAGUCCAGAUUUUGAGGCAAUUGUAAGUAUUCUGAGCAUCUAAACUCAUGAUUAUAAAUUUUAUGUUUACUUGUAUUUCUGGAUUCACUUUUUUCUUUGCAAAUUCCAUUGAUUUUAAACCUAUAUGCUUUCAUGUUUCCAUUAGCUUCUUUUAUUUUUGAUAGACAAAAGUUCCAUAAGUUGCUGUACCUUGUUAUCAACAUAUGGAUUACUUGUUUUGUUUCACUGAUUCUUUAGAAAGGAUUACAUGGAACCAAGAUAGCUACUUUUGUUUCUCCCUAAAAACAGGAGGAAAACCUAUCCGGUAUUUUAGAUUUUUUUUUUUAAAUAGUAAUAUAUAGGUAGUCGAGCAUGAAACCUGAGUAAAUAAUGAGUACUUUUAUUUGUUCCCAAUAUUCGACUAGUUGAUCUUUCAUAUUUGGUUCAGAGGAAUGUCCUAUCAUCAUAUGAUGUCAAGACCAAAACAGUCGCAGUAGCUGCAGGAAUAGUUCCCAACAACCAAACAAAUGAUUUAUCCUGUUGAGUGCUCUUCCUGGUAUGUAUUUUCUCUACUUUUCCAUCAAAUUCUCCCAUUUUGUUGCAUAUGUCUGACGUUAAAAUUCCAGUGAACAUCAUAUUGAGCUCAAAGUCCCUAAUGGCUAUUGGACAGCAUGCAUGGAGCCUCUCUGAUGUUUGCGAGAUUAAAGAUGACCUUGCAGCAACCAUUAGCAGAGAACAAUAACCGAACCGAAUGGAAAAGAGGUUGCUUUUGCUCCUUUCUACCGACCUUCAAGCUCCAUACAUGGGUCUUAAUGCUGCAGAGCAGCAAGAUGAAUGAGAAUGGUCAUCAUUCUGUUUUGACCUACUACCAGAUAAUUGUGUAUAUUGUUACGAUGUUUGUUUACUAAUUAUUGGCUGUUAACAACACUUACCUAGUAAAUUUUGCUCAUUAAUUUUUUUUUUCUCUUCCUUUUUUCUAGUUUUUAUCAGUAUAUGUAUAACUUAUU